CCAGCCCCUCGCUCCUCCUUCGCCUGGGCGGGAGGGAGCCGAGCCGGACCCUCUGGCGGGCUCGGACUCAGGGCUAUCCUUGCAACUGUUUCUGCUGCUCCGGCUGUCGGGAGCGAUGGCCGAGGUGCGCAAAUUCACGAAGCGGCUGAGCAAGCCGGGCACGGCAGCAGAGCUGCGGCAGAGCGUCUCGGAGGCGGUGCGCGCCUCGCCGGGGCUGGAAAAGACGAAGGUGAUUGAGCCCUUGGACUACGAGAAUGUCGUCUCCCAAAAGAAAGCGCAGAUCUACAGCGACCCUCUCCGGGACUUGCUUAUGUUCCCCAUGGAAGACGCCUCUGUCUCUGUUGUUGGGCGCCAGAGGAGGACUGUUCAGUCUACAGUGCCAGAAGAUGCUCUGAAGAAGGCUCAGAGUCUCUUUGUCCAGGAGUGCAUUAAAACCUACAGCUCAGACUGGCACACAGUGAACUACAAAUAUGAGGACUACUCGGGGGAUUUCCGAAUGCUGCCAUGCAAAUCCUUCAGCCCCGACAAGAUUCCAAACCACGUGUUUGAAAUUGAUGAAGACUUUGAAAAAGAUGAGGAUUCCUCGUCACUAUGCUUGCAAAAGGGUGGCGUGAUAAAACAAGGCUGGUUGUACAAGGCCAAUGUCAACAGCACUAUUACGGUCACCAUGAAGGUGUUCAAGAGAAGGUACUUCUACCUGACACAACUUUCUGAUGGCUCCUACAUCCUAAACUCCUACAAGGAUGAAAAGGUCUCCAAGGAAUCCAAAGGCUGCAUUUUUCUGGAUUCAUGCAUUGAUGUCGUGCAGUGCCCCAAAAUGCGGCGCCACGCGUUUGAGCUCAAGAUGCUGGACAAGUACAGCCACUACUUGGCAGCUGAAAGCGAGCCGGAGAUGGAGGAGUGGCUGGUCACCUUGAGGAAGAUCAUCCAAGUCAACGCGGAGAGCCUGGUGCAAGAGAAGAAGGAGGCUGUGGAAUCCAUUCCAGAUGAUGAGUUGAGCAGCCAAGGAAAGUCAGAGAACGAGAGCUUGGAGAGGAGCAUGCACCCAGAGCUGAUGAAGUAUGGAAGGGAAACUGAGCAGCUGAACAAGCUCAGCCGGCAUGAUGGGAGACAGAACCUCUUCUCCUUUGAUCCAGAAGUUCAGAGGUUAGAUUUCUCUGGAAUUGAACCGGACGUGAAACCUUUCGAGGAGAAAUGCAGCCGCCGUUUCCUGGUGACCUGCCACGCCCUGACCUUCAACCUUCUUGCCCACCUGAGCGACCAAUCCGAGGGCCCGCCCACAAACGUGGAGCCAUUCUUUCUCAGCCUUGCCCUGUUUGAUUUGAAAAGCUGUUGCAAGAUUUCAGCUGAUUUCCAUGUGGACCUGAACCCCUUGCCUGUACGGGAGAUGCUGCCCAAUGCUUCUGCCCAGGACUCCAAGAACAACAGUGCUAGCAGCCACUUUCUUCAUGGAAUACCUGAAUCCUGCUUGCGCUAUGUAAAGCAAGGGAUCUUCUCUGUGACAAACCCACACCCAGAGAUUUUCCUUGUUGCUCGGGUGGAGAAGGUGCUCCAAGGAAGCAUCACACACUCUGUGGACCCCUACAUCAAGACCUCCGAUCCCACAAAGACUGCUCAGAAGGUCCACAAGGUGGCAAAACUGGUGUGCAGCCGCCUUGGCCAAUACAGGAUGCCCUUUGCUUGGGCUGCCAGACCUGUCUUCAAAGACUCCCAGGGCACCUUGGACCUUGAAGGGAAGUUCUCCCCCAUCUAUAAGCAAGACAGCAGCAAACUCUCUGCUGAGGAUCUCAUGAAGUUGUUGGCAGAGUACAAGAAACCAGAAAAGACAAAACUCCAAGUGAUACCCGGCCAAUUGAAUAUUACACUAGAGUGCAUUCCACUGGAAUUUGCAAACUGUGUCACGGCCUCUUACAUUCCCAUCAAGCCCUUUGAGAUGCAGGGCCAGGAUGACAGCAUUACGGUCGAAGUGGAAGAGUUUAUCCCUGAGAUCGCCAAGUACUGCUACCCUUUCACCAUCUACAAAAACCAGCUCUACGUCUAUCCUUUGCAUUUGAAGUAUGACAGCCAGAAAACAUUUGCCAAGGCAAGGAACAUUGCUGUCCGCAUGGAAUUCAAAGACUCUGAUGAAGGGGACGCCAGAGCUUUAAAGUGCUUCUAUGGCAAGCCUGGGGCCCCCCUCCUGACAUCAAGCACCUACACUUGUGUGUUGCAUCAUAACCAGAAUCCAGAGUUCUAUGAUGAGAUUAAAAUUGAACUCCCAAUCCACCUCCAUCAAAAGCAUCACCUGCUUUUCACCUUCUAUCAUGUCAGCUGUGAAAUUAACACAAAGGGGACAGCAAAAAAGCAGGAUGCCGUGGAGACAACAGUUGGGUUUACUUGGCUGCCUUUGCUGAAGGAUGGCCGGAUCAUCACCUCUGAGCAGCACUUGCCUGUUUCAGCCAAUCUGCCAGCAGGCUACCUGAGUGUCGGGGAUUCUGAGGCUCGAAAGCCAAGUAUUGAUGUUAAAUGGGUUGAUGGGGCAAAGGCUCUCUUCAAGAUCAAGCUCCAUUUGGAGUCAACCAUUUACACCAAAGAUCUCCACCUCCAUAAAUUCUUCCAGUAUUGCCAGAUGAUUCAAGCAGGUGCCAAAGAAGUCCCAGGAGAACUUGUUAAAUAUCUCAAGUGCCUACAUGCCAUGGAUAUCCAAGUGAUGAUACAGUUUCUGCCUGUGGUCCUUAUGCAACUCUUUAGAGUCCUCACCACCCGGACACAAGAGGAAGAAAUUGCUGUCAACUGUACCAUGGUUCUCCUCCAUAUUGUGUCCAGAUGCCAUGAGGAAGGCCUUGACCAUUACUUGAGGGCUUUCAUAAAGUAUUGCUUUCGGCCCGAGAAGCCUGUUGUGCCUCACUCAAAGACUACACACGAAAUUUUGGCUGUCGCAAUGGCAACAAUUUUGAAGCAGUCGGCAGAUUUCUUGGCCAUCAAUAAGAUGCUGAAGUAUUCGUGGUUUUUCUUUGAAGCUCUGGCCAAGUCAAUGGCUAUGUACCUCCUGGAUGAGAACAAGAUUAAGCUCCCCAGGGUCCAGCGGUUCCCAGAGUCCUACAACCACGCCUUGCACUCUCUGCUCCUCGCCAUCAUCCCUCACGUGAACAUUCGCUACAGUGAGAUUACAGAGGAGUCCAGAAAUGUCAAUUUCAGCUUGGCCAACUUCCUGAAGCGAUGCUUGACAUUCAUGGACCGGGGAUUUAUUUUCAACUUGAUCAAUGACUACAUUUCUGGAUUCAGCCCCAAAGACCCAAAGCUGUUGCUGGAAUACAAGUUUGAAUUCCUGCAGACAAUCUGUAACCACGAGCACUACAUUCCAUUAAAUUUGCCAAUGACCUUUGCCAAACCGAAACUUCAGAGAGGCCAAGAUGCAAACCUUGAAUACAGCUUGUCUGAUGAAUAUUGCCGCCACCACUACUUAGUGGGCUUGCUCCUGAGAGAGACAUCUAUGGCUCUGCAUGACAACUACGACAUCAGAUCCAUGGCCAUCAGCAUCUUGAAGAGCCUUCUGAUAAAACAUGCUUUUGACAACAGAUACCAGCAUAAGAACCAGCAGGCCAAAAUAGCUCUGCUGUACUUGCCCUUGGCUGGACUUCUUCUGGAGAACAUCCAGCGGCUGGCUGGCUGGGACACUCUGUACUCUGGCAGCACCAUGUCAAAUUCUGCAUCCAGAGAUGAGUUUAUGUGCAAUUUCACAUUGCCUUCCAACAGGUCAAGCCUAAUCGUCGACAAAGAUUCACUUUAUGGCACGGCUCUCCAGAAUGGGCUUGCCCUGAAGAGGGAAGACUCCAAAGGAUCCCUCAGCAGUGAAGGGGCAGCUGGCUCUCCGGAGCAAUGCAGCACCAGUGAAAAUAUGCGGAGAAGUUCUACACGCAGCAGCAUCUCCCAGUUUGGGCGACUGGACCAGUACGAGAUCCGGAGCCUCCUGAUCUGCUACCUUUACAUCAUUAAAAUGGUUUCUGAAGAUACCUUGUUAUCUUACUGGAACAAAAUAUCCCCCCAGGAACUGAUGAACGUCCUCGUUCUUCUUGAAGUGUGUUUAUUUCACUUCAGAUAUGUGGGGAAAAGAAACAUUGCAAGGGUCAACGAUGCUUGGCUGUCAAAGCACAUGGGCACUGACCGGAAAUCCCAGACGAUGCCAGCCCUCCGCAGCAGAGCUGGGGCCAUGCAAACCCGUCUCCAGCACUUGAGCAGCCUGGACAGCUCCUUCACCCUUAACCACAGUGCUGGCACAUCAGAGGCGGACAUUGUGCACCAGGCUUUGCUGGAGGGCAACACAGCGACAGAGGUUGCUCUCACUGUCCUGGACACCAUUUCAUUCUUCUCCCAUUGCUUCAAGAACCAGCUCUUAAACAACGAUGGGCACAACCCACUGAUGAAAAAGGUGUUCGAUAUUCAUAUUGCCUUCCUCAAAAACGGGCAGUCAGAAGCAGCCCUUAAGCACGUCUUUGCCUCUCUGAGAGCUUUCAUCAACAAGUUCCCCUCGGCCUUCUUCAAGGGGAGAGUCAACAUGUGUGCUGCCUUCUGCUACGAGGUAAUCAAGUGCUGCACAUCCAAGCUCAGCUCAACCCGUAAUGAGGCCUCUGCCCUCCUCUACCUCCUCAUGAGAAAUAACUUUGAGUUCACUAAGCGGAAAACUUUUCUAAGAACCCACCUCCAGAUCAUUAUUGCGGUAAGCCAGCUGAUAGCUGAUGUGGCACUUAGCGGAGGGUCGAGGUUCCAAGAAUCGCUCUCAAUUAUCAAUAACUUUGCCAACAGCGACCGGCCAGUGAAGUCGACGUCUUUUCCGUCUGAAGUGAAAGACCUGACCAAGAGGAUCCGGACAGUGCUGAUGGCCACAGCUCAGAUGAAGGAGCAUGAGAAGGACCCUGAGAUGCUGGUUGACCUGCAAUACAGUUUGGCCAAGUCCUACGCCAGCACACCAGAGCUGAGGAAGACCUGGCUGGACAGCAUGGCCAAGAUCCACUUCAAGAAUGGAGAUUUCUCCGAGGCAGCCAUGUGUUACAUUCACAUUGCAGCUUUGGUGGCAGAGUUCCUUCAUCGAAAAAAACUAUUUCCAGCUGGAUGCUCAUCUUUCAAGAAAAUUACACCCAAUAUUGAUGAAGAGGGGGCGAUGAAAGAAGACGCGGGGAUGAUGGACGUUCAUUACAGUGAAGAGGUCCUGGUAGAGCUAUUGGAGCAGUGUGUUGAUGGCUUGUGGAAAGCGGAGCGUUAUGAAACCAUCUCAGAGAUUUCGAAGCUGAUCAUUCCAAUCUAUGAGAAACGACGCGAGUUUGAGAAACUUACACAAGUGUACAGAACACUUCACGGCGCUUACACUAAAAUCCUGGAAGUGAUGCAGACUAAAAAAAGGCUGUUGGGCACUUAUUUCCGAGUUGCUUUUUAUGGACAGGCUUUCUUUGAAGAAGAGGAUGGCAAGGAAUACAUCUACAAAGAGCCUAAGCUAACAGGUCUAUCAGAGAUCUCCUUCCGCCUGCUGAAACUUUAUGGGGACAAAUUUGGAGCAGAGAAUGUCAAAAUCAUCCAGGACUCAGAUAAGGUGAAUGCCAAAGACCUGGACUCCAAGUAUGCGCACAUUCAAGUGACUUACCUGAAGCCCUACUUUGAUGAGAAAGAGCUCUCAGAGAGGAAGACAGAUUUUGAAAGGAACCACAACAUCAACCGAUUUGUGUUCGAGACACCAUAUACUUUGUCUGGGAAAAAACAUGGGAGUGUGGAAGAGCAGUGCAAGAGGCGGACGAUCCUUACCACAUCCAACUCCUUCCCCUAUGUCAAAAAGAGGAUUCCCGUCAGUCACGAGCACCAAGUCAAUCUGAAGCCUAUCGAUGUGGCAACUGAUGAAAUCAAGGCAAAGACGGCCGAGCUGCAGCAACUGUGUACUUCAGCAGAUGCUGACAUGAUCCAACUGCAGCUGAAGCUUCAAGGCUCCGUUUCAGUGCAGGUCAAUGCUGGUCCACUAGCCUAUGCACGGGCUUUCCUAGAUGACAAGCACUCCAGCAAAUAUCCCAGCAAGAAGGUGAAUGAACUGAAAGAAAUGUUCAGGAAGUUUAUUCAGGCCUGUGGAAUUGCCCUUGAGCUCAAUGAGCGCCUAAUCAAGGAGGACCAGGCAGAAUACCAUGAAGAGCUGAAGUCCAACUUCAGGAACAUGGUGAAAGAGCUUUCAGACAUCAUCCACGAACAGAUGUACCAAGAAGAUACCAUUCAGUCCUCAUGGAUGCACAACACCUUACAUGUGUUCUGUGCAAUAAGUGGAACUUCAGGCAAUGGCUAUGGCUCACUUAGAUCUACGUUCGACGUUUAAAAAGAAACUUGGGAGUGACUCUUGACAUUCUACAGAUCUUUCUCAGGAAUACUUGGGACUGUUGCCUGAAAGAUGUUAACCUCCAGACACGUGAACAAAAUGGUCUCAAUAUUUUUCUUUGUUUAAGCAGAAUCAACUGGCUUUCAAAAAGGGUACUUGCUUAAUUCAGAGACUGUGAAAGUGCCUCUAUGAUAUGCUUUCCUUCUUGUAUCUUUUGUUGUUGUUGUUGUUGCAUUCUUAAAAUCUAUGGAAUACACCAAAAGGCAUUUAUCAAAUCACCUUGUACUGAAAAGAAUGAACUUGAAUACGGUACCAUGUAAAGUUCUACAAUGGAAUAUAAUAAAAUGUAAAACUGCUUUGUAAAUAA
This is a messenger RNA of Podarcis raffonei (Aeolian wall lizard), 6692 nucleotides long. It is a transcript of the gene DOCK11, whose product is annotated as dedicator of cytokinesis 11. The coding region runs from base 116 to 6325 and encodes 2069 amino acids. The transcript is spliced from 53 exons. The record is from RefSeq and is a predicted model, not a curated record. Gene Ontology annotation, biological process: positive regulation of GTPase activity; small GTPase-mediated signal transduction; positive regulation of filopodium assembly. NCBI's taxonomy places the organism in Eukaryota, Metazoa, Chordata, Lepidosauria, Squamata, Lacertidae. Gene Ontology annotation, molecular function: guanyl-nucleotide exchange factor activity.